UCAGCUGCGGGCGCGCAGUGUCUGGAAAGCACUGGGACAGCGCUUCUCUCUCAUUGGUCCGCACGGUUUCCUGCGUUGUUCCGAUUGGUCGUCCAAGUCGCGCCAGUUCGAUUGCAGAGUUCUGUGUGUCCGGGGUUCGGGUGUUUUGGCGCCAGGAUCGUUGCUUUCGUCAUUAGCGCGGUACAGGAAGCAUGGCCCCGGUGUCCAGCGGAGACAGCCAGCACCACGAUAUGGCAGACUCUAGCAGUUUCGCUGCAACUCGUUCUCGACGAGAAAAAACUGAGAAAAAAGGCCGUAAGGAAGCAUUAGAAAGACUUAAAAAAGCUAAAUCUGGUGAAAAAGUCAAAUAUGAGAUGGGGCAGGUUAUGUGGAAGAUGGAAGAGAAAUUUUUGAUGAUGACCUUGAUGAGGAUGCCCAUCCUGACAAAGGAACAAAAGGCAAGGGUGCAGUUAAAGGCAAAACCAAUGUGAAAAAGUCAUCUGUGUCCAAACCAAGUGAUAUCAAAUCAAUGUUUGCCAGUGCUGGGAAAAAAACUACAGAUAAGACUGUGGACUUGUCAAAAGAUGAUUUGUUGGGUGAUUUGCUUCAAGAUUUGAAAUCACAGCCACUGCAGAUCACUCCCCCACCAGUAAUCACACUGAAGAAGAAGAGACCUGCAGGAGUACCUCUUAACCCCUUUUCUUUGCCUACUGCAUCUCCAGCUGCCAAGGCUCCUCCAGCAGGAAUCCGAAAGCCCCUUCCAGUGCCCAAGCAAGAAUAUGACUCCACUCCUCCUCCUCAAGCAGCUAAGUACUCCUCCACUAAAAAAAUUGAGUUGAAGCAAGAUCCUGACAGCAGUACUCCAAGCGUUGCUAGAAAUGGAAGUGUGGUUAAGCAAGAAACCUUAAAAGAAGGUGAUGAAGAGAUGGUUGAGUUUGAUGAUGGCGAUUUUGAUGAACCCAUGGAGGACGAUAAUUCCAACAUAAAAGCAGCUAAAAUAGAACCAGAUAUAAAGAAAGAGGCAAUGGAAGAAGUAGAUGAAAAACCUCAGAUUGCCUCCACUUUGUACAGCGACUCAUGCUGGGAUCAGAUACCGGAUGAGACUGAGCCUGUUGCAAAUGAAGUUCAAGUAGAUUCAAGUCUCCUUCCUUUAGUAACCGGUGAAGAUGGUGAUCAGGUGUUCAGGUUUUAUUGGCUGGAUGCUUAUGAGGACCAAUACAACCAGCCAGGUGUUGUGUUCUUAUUUGGGAAGGUCUGGAUAGAGUCUGCACAAACAUAUGUCAGUUGCUGCGUAAGCAUAAAAAACAUUGAACGCACCAUUUAUCUUCUACCACGUGAGACACGGAUUCAGCUGCCAUCUGGAAAAGACACUGGUGUUCCUGUGACAAUGAUGAAUGUUUAUCAAGAAUUCAGUGAUAGCAUUGCAAAUAAAUUUAAGAUCAUGAAAUUCAAAUCUAAGAAACUUGAAAAGAGUUAUGCAUUUGAAAUUCCAGGCGUCCCUGCCAGCUCAGAGUAUCUCGAGGUUCGAUAUUCUGCAGACUUGCCCCAACUUCCUCAAGACCUAAAGGGGGAAACAUUUUCACAUGUCUUUGGAACAAAUACGUCAAGCUUGGAGCUUUUGUUACUUAGCCGGAAGAUAAAAGGGCCCAGCUGGCUAGAGAUAAAGAGCCCACAACUAAACAGCCAGCCUAUAAGCUGGUGCAAAGUUGAAGCUAUUGUGACUAAGCCUGAUCUGGUGAAUGUUGUUAAACACAUGCCAGCACCUCCAGUUGUUGUCCUCUCUCUCAGCAUGAAGACCGUUCAGAAUGCAAAGACCCAUCAAAAUGAGAUUGUUGCAUUGGCUGCGCUAGUUCACCACAAGUUUCCUGUGGAUAAGGCACCUCCACAGCCUCCAUUCCAAUCUCAUUUCUGUGUCCUUACUACGCCCAGUGACUGCAUUUUUCCAUAUGACCAUAAAGAAGCUCUCAAACGAAAGAAUGUUAAUCUUGAAAUUGCCCUAACUGAAAGGACUCUUCUGGGUUUUUUCCUUGCAAAAAUACACAAAAUUGAUCCAGAUGUUAUUGUGGGUCAUGAUAUUUAUGGCUUUGAUCUUGAAGUUCUGCUCCAAAGGAUUAAUUUAUGUAAAGUUCCUUUUUGGUCCAAAAUUGGUCGACUUAGACGAUCAACUAUGCCAAAACUUGGGGGUCGCAGUGGUUUUGCUGAAAGAAAUGCAGCAUGUGGUCGAAUAAUUUGUGAUAUUGAGAUUUCUGCCAAGGAGUUAAUCCGCUGUAAAAGCUACCAUUUGUCUGAACUGGUUCAUCAUGUGCUAAAAACUGAACGUGUUAUGAUUCCUCCAGAACAUAUUCCUAAUGCAUACAGUGAUUCCUCUCAACUUCUGUACAUGCUGGAGAACACUCUCAUAGAUGCCAGGUUCAUAUUGCAGAUCAUGUGCGAGUUGAAUGUUCUUCCCUUGGCCUUACAGAUCACCAACAUAGCAGGAAAUGUCAUGUCAAGGACACUGAUGGGUGGACGCUCUGAACGAAAUGAAUACCUUCUGCUUCAUGCGUUCUAUGAAAAUGACUUUUUAGUACCUGACAAGCAGGUUUUUAAGAAAACUCAGCAGGUUGUGGUUGACGAUGAUGACGUGGAUAUAGAUCAAAAUAAAAACAAAAAAGGUCGCCGGAAAGCUGCAUAUGCUGGGGGGUUAGUCCUGGACCCCAAAGUUGGGUUUUAUGACAAGUUCAUUUUACUUCUGGAUUUCAACAGCUUGUACCCCUCCAUUAUACAAGAGUAUAACAUCUGUUUCACCACAGUGCAUCGAACAGCUGCCCAGAAUACAAAAGAGGGUGAGGAUCAAGAAGAGAUUCCAGAGCUACCUAGUUCAGAUCUAGAAAUGGGAAUCUUACCUCGGGAGAUCCGGAAACUAGUGGAGAGAAGACGUCAUGUCAAGCAACUGAUGAAGCAGCCUGACCUCAAUUCAGAUGUGUACCUGCAGUAUGACAUCAGACAGAAAGCUCUGAAGCUCACUGCCAACAGCAUGUAUGGCUGUCUGGGCUUUUCAUACAGCAGAUUUUAUGCCAAGCCUCUGGCUGCACUGGUCACCCAUCAAGGGCGGGAGAUUCUUCAGCAUACCAAGGAGAUGGUGCAGAAGAUGAAUCUGGAAGUGAUAUAUGGUGACACAGACUCCAUCAUGAUAAACACUAAUUGUAACAACCUUGAAGAAGUGUUCAAGUUAGGAAACAAGGUUAAAAGUGAAAUAAAUAAAUCCUACAAGCUACUGGAGAUAGAUAUUGAUGGCAUUUUUAAGUCACUUUUGCUGUUAAAGAAAAAGAAGUAUGCUGCACUCGUAGUAGAACCUACAGCCGAUGGGAAGUAUGUAACCAAACAAGAACUGAAAGGUCUGGACAUUGUCAGAAGAGACUGGUGUGAACUUGCUAAAAUAGCUGGGAAUUUUGUGAUCAGCCAGAUCUUGUCAGACCAGCCCCGUGACACCAUAGUAGAAAACAUUCAGAAAAAGCUCAUGGAGAUUGGAGAAAAUGUGAUAAAUGGCAGCAUUCCCAUUAGCCAGUAUGAGAUUAAUAAGGCUCUAACAAAGGAUCCCCAGGACUACCCAGACAAGAAAAGUUUGCCUCAUGUACAUGUUGCCCUAUGGAUAAAUUCGCAAGGAGGAAAAAAAAUGAAGGCUGGGGAUACAGUCUCCUAUGUCAUAUGCCAGGAUGGGUCAAAUCUGAGUGCCAGCCAGAGAGCAUAUGCUCCAGAACAGCUGCAAAAACAAGACAACCUUUCCAUUGACACACAAUACUACCUGUCACAACAAGUUCACCCAGUAGUGUCUCGAAUUUGUGAGCCCAUAGACGGGAUUGAUUCUGCACUUAUUGCUGCUUGGUUAGGACUUGACCCAUCCCAGUUUCGGGUUCAGCAGCAUUAUCAGAAAGAUGAGGAGAAUGAUGCUUUGCUUGGUGGUCCAGCUCAACUAACUGAUGAAGAGAAGUACAAAGACUGCGAUCGGUUUAAGUUCUGCUGUCCGAAGUGUGGAACAGAGAAUAUAUAUGACAACGUCUUUGAUGGAUCGGGACUGCAGAUUGAGCCUAGUUUACUACGAUGUAGUAAACCAGAAUGUGAUGUAUCGCCGUUGAAUUAUGUUGCUCAGGUCCACAAUAAGUUACUUUUGGAUACAAGAAGACACAUAAAGAAAUACUACAGUGGUUGGCUUUUAUGUGAGGAACAAACCUGCCAGAACAAGACUCGUCGUCUUCCCCUAAACUUCUCCCGCACUGGUCCUAUAUGCCAGGCCUGCCUCAAAGCUACUCUGAGACCAGAAUAUCCAGAAAAGGCCUUGUACACCCAGCUAUGUUUCUAUCGAUUCAUCUUUGACUGGGAUUAUGCACUGGAUAAGGUUGUUACAGAGCAGGAAAAAGGUUACUUGAAAAAGCACUAUCAAGAUGCUGAAGCUGCAUACAAGAAGUUAAAGAAUACUGCUGACCAAAUUCUAUCACGUAGUGGAUACUCUGAAGUAAAUCUGAGCAAGCUUUUCCAGACCCUCACUGUAAUUAAAUAAAACAUGUUCCUUCUAAGUGUCUUCAAGUGUAAAGACUUGCCUUCACUUUGUAUGUUUUCAAUGAGAUAUGGUUGACUAAUAAUUUUAAGUUAAACAUCCUUUGUAAUCAAUAUGUUAUGUAAAAAUUGCAUGGCUUCAUAGUUGGCUGUUUUUAUACAAAUACAUUUGUCUGUCACAACAUAUUGUAUUUUCCUUUGUAAAAUUCCUUGAAGACCUGAAAGAUAAAAGGACUGCUAGAUUAAUUGAAUAAUUUCCAGUGAGCGCUGCUGUAGUGUAAGUGAUCCUAGACAUUAGUGUUCAGUAUUUAGUGGAGGUGCUUUCAGAAAACAAGGUUGCAGAAGGUCUAGGUGGGAGCACUAAUGUUUUGCCUUUUCACAAUUUUUUCAGCUUCUCAUCACAAACAUGGUAAUUAAUAAAAUUACUCAAUAGAGUUAUGUCGAAAAUGUUAUUUUUAAAUAUGGAGGUGUAAAACAGACUAGAAGUAAAUUGCAAUUUUGUACUUUCCAUGCAUAUUUUCUUUUAUUAUAGAUUACAUUUCAUUGCUGUAGUUCAGUUAAAUGUUUUUCUUUUCCCCCGAAAACAAUUUUUUCUCAAUAAGUAUAGUUCGUUUCAUGUACUUGUGCAUCACUACUUCACAGAAUCUAUGGGAACUUGUGUUGCCUAUAGCAAUGAUUAAAAGUGUGUCCUUUCCCAAUAUGUUUUAGGAAAUAAGAAUAUAAAGUUUGAACAAAAAGGACAUGGUCUUAGACAGGUUUCGAUAAAUACACAAGGUCUCUUGUUUUUAAUACGUGUUUAAAAUUUUUGUAAGUUUAGUAAUUGCCUAAAAAUAAAAUUGUACAUUUUUAUAUGAGCAAAUAAAGUAUUGUUAAAAAAAUUCCUUGUA
Hyla sarda is the source of this 5399-nucleotide messenger RNA. It is a transcript of the gene POLA1, whose product is annotated as DNA polymerase alpha 1, catalytic subunit. Gene Ontology annotation, biological process: mitotic DNA replication initiation; lagging strand elongation; DNA replication. The record is from RefSeq and is a predicted model, not a curated record. Lineage: Eukaryota; Metazoa; Chordata; Amphibia; Anura; Hylidae. Gene Ontology annotation, molecular function: single-stranded DNA binding; DNA replication origin binding; pyrimidine nucleotide binding. Gene Ontology annotation, cellular component: alpha DNA polymerase:primase complex.